Trematosphaeria pertusa is the source of this 2397-nucleotide messenger RNA. RefSeq lists its product as uncharacterized. The record is from RefSeq and is a predicted model, not a curated record. The transcript has 3 exons. Bases 1 to 2001 code for a protein of 666 amino acids. NCBI's taxonomy places the organism in Eukaryota, Fungi, Ascomycota, Dothideomycetes, Pleosporales, Trematosphaeriaceae.
AUGCCUCCCUUCAAGGACGAGCAGAUAAUCAUCAUCGCGCCGGGCUCGGAGACGACAGUCGCGCAGCUCGGCCUGCCCGAGUCUUUCACCCCGGCCCGCCUGCGCGUGCGGUCGCGCAUGUUCCCUGCCCAAAAGGAGGGAGAAUGGGAGCCAUACAAAGUGCGCCGGCGGCAGGGCAAGCUUGCAGCGCCCGCCGGGGAGCCGCAGGACCGAGCGCAAAACGGCGAAGUCGCCAAAACGGCCAUCCCAGACGGUGACGAGGAUGACGUUCUCUACGAGGAGGACCGUGUCUCAGAAGAGGGCGCUGUGUGGCCUAUCCAAGAGGGUCGGAUCGUAAACUGGUCGUGUUUCUUCGCCCUCAUCACCCACGUCUACAACGCGCUGAACCCGCCGUUCCACACCCCGAUCCUCCUCAUAGCGCAGCCGGUAUGGACGCCGAAAGAGCAUGAGAAGCUCACGCAGUUCUUCUUCGAGAAGUUCAAGACACCCGCGUUUGGGAUGAUGGACGCAGCGCUUGCGACGAGCUGGGCAUACGGCGUACACACCUCGACCAUAGUCGACGUGGGGAAGGAUAAGGCCGACGUCACCGCCGUCAGCGAGUUCAUCCCACAUACACAAGGGCGCGUCAUCUCAUUAGCGGGAUGCGGAGGCGAAGCUCUCACACAAGCGCUGCUCUCGAGGCUCAAGUCGAAAGGCUUCACGCGGGAAAUGUGCGAACAGCUCAAGAAGAGCCCCAUCUGCGAGAUACUGCCGCCCGACACGCCAUUACCGGGGACGAGAGAAGCGAGUGAACCAGACAACAUCACGAACCCUGCCGCGGCUGCUUCUACUGGCGCUGCUGGCUCCGGGCCUGCAGCUGCUUCUACAAUCGGGAACGCGCCUCGUGGCCCUGGCGCCGACACUGAAGUUGGCGAUGAUACGGGUGCAGAAGAGAGCGAAGGUGUUCUCGAUGUUGCUAGCAUCGUGACAGGGGGUAGGAUGAACGAGUACCUCGCCAAGAAAGAGAAGGAAAAGCAAGAAAAGGCGGCAGCGAAGAAGAAGGGUGGUGCGGAAGCCGCCGCUGCAGCACAGGCCAGGCCAGUGAGGCUGCCGAAUUCGAAACGUGAGAAGGCGACGUUCUUGUACGAGGACCAUGCGCUCCUGGACAGCCUCAAGAACAUGAACUUAGGAAGCGUGAAGUUGGCGGAAGCGCAAGCUACUCUAGAUGAGGGCCCGCAAAAGAAGGCCCAUGAAGAGGGUGCAGAUGGCGAGCCCACUUCGGCGCUUGAAGCAAAUGGCAACGCUGAAGGCCCCUCUAUGACUUCACGGGCCGGUCCGAUAAGGCGCGAGAUUGAAGUCGGCACAGAGCGAUUUAUGGCAGCGAGCAACGAUGUGUUGGAGAGAAUCGCUGAUGCGGUCCACAGGACGAUAUCCUCCGUCGACGAAGUCAACAAGCGCAGCGAGCUCUGGGAUUCCCUGAUAGUUUGCGGCAACGGAUCAAGAGUUCGAGGCUUCAAGGAGGCGCUUCUCGCCACAAUCCAAUCAAAAUACCUCAUCUCUCCUUCUUCGGCGACAAUUUUCACCUCCGAAAUACCCUCCAAUAUCUCCACCCCAGCCGGCACCGGCGCCAACACACCGCAACCCCAACUCGGCCCCCACGGUGGUCUUGGUGGCCUCGGUGGCCCGUCAUCCCAAGUCAAUCCCCUUCUUUACGCAGCCACAACCGCACAAACUCAGCAUCUCAUGCCUCCGAGCAGCAACCUCAUGAUGUCAGGCAUGUCAGGCAUAAGCCACAACAUGCACUCCUCACACGGACAGACACCCACCUCAAUCAAGUUCUUGAAACCUCCGGAGUACUUCCCUGAAUGGAAAGAAGUUGGGUUCGACGAGGCCACGUUCCUGGGCGCUCAGGUUGCUGCAAAGGUCAUCUUCGUGGUCGACCAAGGCCAGAGUAAGGGCUACAUGACGAGGCCGGAUUACAACGAUCAGGGUCCGACUGGUAUACACGAUUAUAGCUUGUAGUUUGUUCUAGCUUCUUGCAUACCUAAGGCGCGGAGUUUUGGAAACGAAUACCAAGGCGCUGCGAGAAAGGCCUACACUGGGUAUGGAUACUCCUUUGGUCUAGCGAUUCCGAAUAACAAAAGUUGAGAUACCACAUUUUCACUACUUGAAGAGUCCGGAGUGUUGAUACGAGGCAACGUCGGCGAACGCCGGCCGGCGCAAGCCGCCACGUGCCUGCGAAUCCACUUACCGAACCGAGCCUGCCACUAACCAUAUCGGUCUCCCUUUGCUUUUAAACCCACUUCAAGCCACUCCAGCCGCGCCGUCCAAGAACACGGCGUCAAGAUAGAUAAAGGCUUUCCUCGUCCAACUCUUUCCUUUCGGUCGUGUCAACAGUCUUUUUCACUUCCACGGUUA